Molecule: messenger RNA, 3528 nt
Organism: Colletotrichum spaethianum
Lineage: Eukaryota; Fungi; Ascomycota; Sordariomycetes; Glomerellales; Glomerellaceae
Product: DNA-binding protein REB1
Exons: 1
Coding region: 1-3528 (1175 amino acids)
Biological process (GO): regulation of DNA-templated transcription
Cellular component (GO): nucleus
Molecular function (GO): transcription cis-regulatory region binding; DNA-binding transcription factor activity
Source: RefSeq, a predicted model, not a curated record
AUGUUCAGCUCCAUCUCGAGGAUUUUCACAGGACACACACCAUCUAAGAACUCGUCUCCUGGACCCGCGAGACCCGACUACGAAGACAACAUCGACAGAACCUUUCCCUCCACCGCGCCCGCCGAGUACCCCGAUGGUAUCGACGACCGCCAGUUAGCAGCAAUGUCUUCGCAGGAAUGGGGCCAAGACUCCGUCUUGGAUCUGCCCACCGCCUCGGACAAUGACGAAGCUCCGGACGAGAUCCACGAUGGCAUCACCGACUACGUCGACCCCUUCUCUUCCAUGCAGCCAUUCUCCACACAGGCAGUACCCGACGAGGACAUCGCUGUGCCUACCUAUGCAUCGAGCGAAGACGAUGCCGCGAGGAAGAAGAAGUUCAAGAAGGGAAAGAAGACCGACGAGAAGAAAACUCGCACCAAAAAGGGGAAGAACAAGAGGAAGUCGUCCGACUUGGAACAAUCCGAACUAGCCCUUCCAACUCCCACCACCACCAGCGGCCCCACGAGCCACUCUGCCGCCGAGGAAGCGAUUGUGAGCGACGGCGAAAUCAACGAGGAAGAAAGUGCAUCGGCCAACCAGCACAAGAAGAAGCGCAAGCGGAAAUCGAGAAACUCAAUGGACUCGAGUGAACCUCAAGACUCAACCCGCAAGAAGAAGAAAAAGAGGCGCUCUGCCUUGGAGGACAUUGAAGACGUCGACAUGGAAACACAGCCCGAGGAGAGUGUGCCCGAGUCGCCUGCGAACCCCGCCGCAAACGACACGGAAGGUCGAAGUCCCGCCUACGAGCGCGACCCUGUUCUAGACUCAACCUUGAAGUCCGAGCCCCAACGAUCGCAACUCCUGGGAGUUUCGAGACAACUGUUCAGCAAACCCUCUGGUACCCCUGCUGUCGAUGCUAGCGACGACGAAAACCCCGUCUCCAUGUCGUCCCCCAGCGUCGCUGCCCAGAGACGGCGAAGCAUGUCACGGGGAUCCCAGAUUUCUGUCCUGAGGCAGAGUCUUGCCCGAGAAGCUGCGUCUCAGCCCGGAAACAUCUCAGAGGCGGUUGAGUCGGCAGACGGGGCCUCGCAUGAACAUGGAGAGAGUGCAAUGGAUUCGGACGGUGGAUCCCUUGCCGACAAUCUACCCCCAUCUUCUCAGCCGCCCAGAGAAGACACGCCAAGCUCGAAUGGCGCUGACGCUGAGGUCACCGAAGAGCCUCAGCUGCCUAUCAGAACAUUCCGUGAUACUUGGAACAACCUGGCCAGUAAGGAUACCGGUCGUGACAAACCGACUGCCACACCGGGAACUUCUCGUCGUCGGAACGUCGAUGCCGGUGCACAUAUCUCCGAGACCGGGAACUUGCCUAGUUCGGCUCAAAAGUCCACUCGUUCUACAGCGUCUAAGCGACAGCGCUCAAAGCCAGACUUCUUUGAGAAUGAGCCUCUGGGAAAGGAUGCUGGAGGGAGCCAGGAGGCCACAGGGAACCAGGACGUCGUUGAAACGCAGAACCCCGAGGAAAAUCUUGCUGCUUUGUCGGAGCUCCCUUCUACUGAGGUGGCAGAGCCUCCCAAGAAGCAGAAGAGGACGCGAAAGUCGGCGGCGUCUCGCGCAUCGACCGCAGCCGACACCACUACGCCCAAGACGAAGGCUACCAAAAAGACGGCAACCCAGAAGGCAACUCCUCGCCAAGGUACGGGUCAGGGUCAGUUCCGCACGGGCCAGUUCACCAUCGACGAGAUGCGAAACCUCACGCAGGCCGUCGAAAAGUACCGCGACGAGCACAACUUGUCGCAAAAGGAGGUGAACGAUCUCAUUCAAAUGAGGAACCGCAAGAAGGUUGGAAGGUCAGACGGGAGUAAGGAUGCCCAGUUUGACGGCCAACAGUUUCUGGACAUGUGGGCUGUCAUCUGUGCUGCUGUUCCGACCAGACGUCGUCAGAAGGUCAUCGACGUCGCUCGUCAAGAAUUCCACAACUUCAAGGCCAGAGGAGGAGGAUGGACGCCUAAAGAAGAUGCCAAACUGGAGGAGCUUCACACCAAGCACAAGGGCUCAUGGGUCAAGAUUGCGGACGAAAUGAGCCGCCAUCCCAACGAUGUCCGAGACCGCUAUCGCAACUACGUUAUAUGCGGCGGUAUCGAAACUCGUAUGAAAUGGACCGAAGAAGAGGAGCGGGAGUUGGUCGAGCAUGUCGUUGCCUCACUGAGACGGAUUGACAAGUUACCUGGGAACAGUCACAAGAAGCCUCUCUCUCUGAUCAACUGGCAGACUAUUAGCGAGUUGAUGGGCCACAGGCGCAGCCGUCUUCAGUGCGCCAAGAAGUUCAAGACGCUCAACGUGGAGGUGGGACCUAGGGAGGUUUUGCAGUCUUCGCAGCCGGCGUCAACAGUCACCUGGACACUGGAGAAGGCUCGCAAGCAGAUUCAAGAAAUGCCACCCGAAGACAAGUACGAGCUGGUUCGCUCCAUUCUGGCCGGGGCCGCAGGCCGCGACAAGGACAUCAGGUGGUCGAAGCUUGUCGACUUGCAGUUUCGCCGGAAAUGGCACAAGCCAACUCUCAAGUUAUUGUGGUAUCGUCUGAAGCAGCAGGUUCCAGACCACAAGGGAAAGUCGGUUAGAGACUGCGCCCGCUGGUUGCUGGAGGAUGCCGAGGCGAAUGCCCCACGAGACGGCCGGUUCCUCGACGGCGGACACUCCAACGGCGAUUCGGAAGACGAGUUGCUUGUAGUCGACCCUCCGAAGAAGACUCCCGGUCAACGGGGCACCAAACGCAAGAACCGCAGCGAGGAAAAGGUGGUUGAUUCUGGUGGCUCGGACGACGAUGACGACGAGACCCGGCUGACGAGCUUCGAUUCACCUUCUGCACAACAACAGCCUUCUUCGGCGGUCUCGCAGCGGUCCACCCCACUCCUGGCGUACUCCCUGGAGGGCUCGCCCCGUGCGUCUCCAUCCUUGCGACCCGCGGCAGCCCAACACAAGUCCAGGCUGGCACCGAUCGAGAUUGAGACGGAAGCCGUCAAGCCUAGCCCAGCUAAGAAGCGGGUCAGGCUCUCUGGCGGCAAGUCAGCGCGGCAGCGGUCUUUGGAGGAAGACGGCGGCUCACCAGAGCCCAUGGCCUCCCAGUACGCCGCUGAGGACAUACCCGAUCGUCUGAAGGAGAAGAAGGAGGCAACGCGGCGACGUAUCUCCUCGGGCAGCCGACUUCGAUCCACAGCAUCACUUCAGCCCGAGUCUGUGCAAAAUAGUGAUGUGGAUGAAGACAUGCCACCAAUUCACGUGCCGCCGUCGACGCAGCCGCUGAGCCGCAAGCGCAACAUGUUCAAGCUCUCGCAGGGCAAUUGGGCCAGGAAGACAGGAGCAAGUGUGCUGCCGGGGGAAUCUGUAGAGUCAACAGAGAAGUCCCUAUCGGAAAUGGAAGCAACUAGUGGACAGACUUCUCAGGUAGAGAAUGACACGCCGGCAGACACGGCGGCAUCUACCCCGGCUGCGAAACCACGCGAUGCGAAGCGCCGGCGCAAGAAUGCGGAAGUCGCAGAGUCUCCAGCUUAG